AUGGCAGCAAUUGUGAUUUACAAUGGCCCCAGUAUGUGCAAGGCUGGGUUCGCUGGUGAUGAUGCUCCAAGAGACGUCUUUCCGUCACUUGUAGGCAGGCCGAAACACAAACUCGUGAAUUUUGGAAUGAUGGGUACAACUGACAGCUAUGUGGGUGAGGAAGCCCAGAGCACGAGAGGUGUGCUCAAACUAAAUCACCCCAUCGAGCAUGGUAUCAUCACCAACUGGGACGAUAUGGAGAAGAUCUGGCAUCACACCUUCUACAAUAAGCUCCGUGUGGCGCCGGAGGACCACCCUGUUCUUAUGACAGAGUCCCCAUUGACACCAGCUUGUUACGUAGCCAAUGAGGCUGUAUUGUCCCUUUUUAACUCCAAACGUACAACUGGUUGUGUCUCGGUGGUGGGUGACAGUGUAUCGCACGCUGUUCCCAUUUAUGAAGGUCACGCCCUUCCACACUGCACUUUAAGCAUUGAUCUGGCCGGGAGAAAUCUUACCGAUUAUUUAAUCAGACUACUCUCAGAGCGUGGUUAUUUAUUCACCACUGCCGCCGAGCGUGAAAUUGUAAACGACAUCAAGGAGAAACUAUGUUUUGUUGCCCUCGACUUCAAACAAGAAUUAAAAACCUCUGAAUCAUCAAGCUCGCUGGAAAAGAGCUAUGAACUUCCUGACGGUCGGGUUAUCAAAAUUGGCAACGAGCGUUUCCGUUGUACAGAGGCCAUGUUCCAGCCAUCUUUAUUAAGCAUGAAAUCCGCCGGUAUCCACGAGAUCACCUACAACAGCAUCAUGAAGUGCGACGUCGACAUCCAUAAGGAUUUGCUCGCUAACACCGUAUUGUCUGGUGGAUCAACUAUGUUUCCUGGCAUGAUUGACAGGAUGCAGAAAGAAAUCAACGCCAUAGCACAAACCACUAUGAAGAUCAAAAUAAUUGCUCCACCAGAACGGCAUCAUUCUGCUUGGCUCGGCGGCUCAAUUUUGGCCUCCCUGUCUACCUUUCAGGGGAUGUGGAUCAGGAAACAGGAGUAUGACGAGGUUGGGCCUCGUAUAGUUCAUUUGAAGUGUUUCUAA
Messenger RNA from Dreissena polymorpha, 1065 nucleotides. RefSeq names its product actin, cytoplasmic-like. The record is from RefSeq and is a predicted model, not a curated record. The transcript has 3 exons. Lineage: Eukaryota; Metazoa; Mollusca; Bivalvia; Myida; Dreissenidae. The coding region runs from base 1 to 1065 and encodes 354 amino acids.